This is a messenger RNA of Opisthorchis viverrini, 414 nucleotides long. RefSeq lists its product as hypothetical. The record is from RefSeq and is a predicted model, not a curated record. Bases 1 to 414 code for a protein of 137 amino acids. The transcript is spliced from 2 exons. Lineage: Eukaryota; Metazoa; Platyhelminthes; Trematoda; Opisthorchiida; Opisthorchiidae.
AUGGGAACGCGAACCGUCCAUGUAACUUCCUUGUGGAGAAGCAUAGGACGGAGUACGGUCUGCGACACUCGUCCUGCGCUGCUGCGACAUUUGGUCAUAUGUAUCUCGCAUCCCAGAGCGCGACAACACCCAAUAGCGUUCUGGGAAUACUACAGAAUUGUUAGCUCAUGUGUCCUACAAGGCAAAAAACACAUUCGACGUGUAUGUCGGUGUUUGCAAAGCCUAGACCACCACCCUAUCCACCCACCUAUUGUACGAAACCUCACAGGAGCAGCAGUAUUGCACCUCAACAUAAUCAUAAUCGGCAGCAUAACAUCAGUGUUCAACAGUGAUGCUUCACUGCCGUGCAAUCAUGAUUUAUUUGAAAGCCUUACUGUGAAGAAAAGAAUAAAGGUGAACGGGGAAGGGACUUAG